AAGACAUCACUUUCACUCCAUAGCGAGAGAGACCGCAAAGCAUCCGACACUGGGCUGGAUUUUCAAGUUUCGACAUGCGGACUUGCCUCGGAAGUCGGGAAAUAUGCGGUUCGGAGGUGGAUCUGGUGGACCAUAUUUCCCGUGAACAUUCCCUGAAUUGGUCUCCGCAGGCCCGUUGGCAAGUUUUCGCCAGGUUCCCUGGGAUUCCACCAGGAAACCGUUACCCAAAUGGAAUCACAGCCGUGAGUGGUUUUGGUUUGCUCGCCUCAGCAUUAAUAAUGCCAGGGCAAUAAGAUAGAAAUGGGGCCUUUAUAAGGCACAUCGCGCCUUUUCUAGACCUCGAUCCAUCCAUAUUUCCUCUAAAAAAUUAUAUCUUUGUAUCUCCCACAAUGAGUGUUACGUACGACGUUUUCCGUGGCUCUGCCGAGGGCCGCAUCGUUGCGGGCAAGGCGACGUCCACCCUCCAGCACAACGAAGUCUUCAUUGAGACCACCCACUCUGGUCUUUGCGGUACAGACGAGCAUUACCUCAAGUCUAACCAGGUGCUCGGCCACGAGGGUAUCGGAAUCGUCAAGGUUCUUGGCCCCGGUGUCACCUCCGUGAAGGUUGGAGAUCGCGUGGGAUUUGGGUAUACCCACAGUGUCUGCACGUCUUGUGACCACUGCGUUACCGGUUGGGACCAGUACUGCGAGAACCAGAAGCAAUAUGGCUUCCACGACUUCGAGAACGGCACUUUCAGUUACGGUGCGGUCUGGGACGCCAACUGCGUCUACAAGAUCCCCGACGGAUAUGACUCAGCCUAUGCUGCUCCCCUCAUGUGCGCCGGUGCCACUGUGUGGACUGUCCUGACCGAGUAUGGCCUUCGCUCGACUGACCGCGUGGCAAUCAUGGGUAUUGGUGGUCUUGGCCAUGUGGCCAUCAAGCUGGCUGCCGCGAUGGGCUGCCACGUUGUUGUUCUUUCUAGCUCCGAAUCUAAGCGCCAGGAAGCCAUGGACUUUGGCGCCUCUGAGUUCCACGUUUUCCGCUCCGGAGGACCCGUUCCGGAGGGCUUCAAGCCUGUCAACCACCUCUUGCUUUGUGGAAACGCUGGUGUCGAUUAUCCCUCUCUUAUCCCCUUGAUGGCUAUCCAUGGCACAAUCUACCCGCUGACUGUGGCUUUCGAGCCUGCUCGCGUGCCCCUGCUGAACCUUGUCUGGAAGGGUGUUCGGAUCCAAGGAUCGCUGGUGGCCUCUCGUCAGAGUAUCCGCAGCCUGCUCGAGUUCGCGGCUAGGAAGAAGGUCUACCCCACCAUCAUGAAGUUCCCGUUGACCACGGAGGGUAUCGAGGAAGCGAUGCAGACUUUGCGGGACGGAAAGAUGAGAUACCGCGGCGUGCUGGUGCGUCAGGAAUAAGCGGAUGGCCACGAUUUUUCUCUUUUGUUGAAAAUAUACCAUUAGUCACGACGAUAAUAAUGCAGAUAUCACUUACUCUACUCCAGUUGUAUGACUCGAUGGCUCGAAGCGACUCGAAGCUGUGGACCUUAGGCCAGACUGACCGGAAAUGCAAACCCGCCGGCCGAUCGGGUGAGUCCCGGAGUUUCGCCGAGCCGUGCAGUCAAACAAUGCAGACAGGGCAAACAGGGCAAACAGGGUAACCACGGUUGAACCUCGGCCUGCCUCGGCCAUCAUCAACGGAGAUCAUGCUGCAUAUCCCGG
Messenger RNA from Aspergillus sclerotioniger CBS 115572, 1694 nucleotides. RefSeq names its product NAD(P)-dependent alcohol dehydrogenase. Lineage: Eukaryota; Fungi; Ascomycota; Eurotiomycetes; Eurotiales; Aspergillaceae. The record is from RefSeq and is a predicted model, not a curated record. The transcript is spliced from 3 exons. Gene Ontology annotation, molecular function: alcohol dehydrogenase (NADP+) activity; zinc ion binding. Gene Ontology annotation, biological process: alcohol metabolic process. The coding region runs from base 390 to 1391 and encodes 333 amino acids.